Messenger RNA from Aureobasidium uvarum, 1530 nucleotides. The record is from the annotation of a GenBank genome assembly. NCBI's taxonomy places the organism in Eukaryota, Fungi, Ascomycota, Dothideomycetes, Dothideales, Saccotheciaceae.
AUGUCGGUCUACAACAGUCAGCUGGUAACAAGCCUCAUGAACGCCAUCGACCGCCUGAAUUACUCUGCUGACUAUGGUGUCGAGGAUGCUUUUGAGCUCUACCACAAAAUACAGGAGCACAAUGAGAGGAGGGGCCCUAGUACCGAUGGCAUAGGAUUGCCCGCCUUGGGCCAUGCUCUAGCAGGGAGUGCUGGUACUGCUCUAUCGCAUCUUAUUCUUUACCCUCUUGACCUCGUCAUCACUCGCCUCCAAGUCCAGCAACAACUCAAAACACCUGGAGAGGCUCCCUCGGCAGCCAAAGAAGCAGAUGACGCCGAAUACACCAGUCUCGCCGACGCGGCACAGAAGAUCUACACACAUGAAGGCGGACUCCAGGCCUUCUGGAAUGGCUGCACGACAGACACGGCAAAGAGUGUGAUUGAUAGCUUUCUUUUCUUCCUCGCCUACACGGCGUUUCGUCAGCGCCAGCAGAAGAAAUUGGGCACCAAGUCUCUACCUGUUUUCCAUGAAUUGAGUGUCGGCAUAGCUGCUGGAGCUUUGUCGAAGUUUGUCACGACUCCAAUCCAACAGAUUGUUACCAGGAAGCAGACUGCUGCUCUGAUCGCCGCAAGAGACAAGACUUCGACACUGCCACCAGGUACGGCAUCCAAACUCAGCGUCAAGGACAUUUUCCUCCAGAUCCGCAGCGAGCGUGGUCUUUCAGGCUUCUGGGCCGGCUACAGUGCCAGUUUGAUUCUAACAUUAAACCCUGCCUUGACCUUCUUCCUCCAGAACCUUUUGAAGAGGACACUACUCCCUCGCUCUCAACGCGAACACCCAGGCAAAGGGGCGUUAUUCCUCAUCGCGGCCACGUCCAAGGCAAUAGCAUCAAGCGUCACUUACCCCUUCAGUCUAGCCAAGAGUCGCGCCCAAGUCUCUCGCCCCAUGGCAGAAGAUACCCAACGCAAAUCACCCUCCUACCUCGAGAAACCAGAUUUGUCUUCCGACUCAAAGAUCACCGCCAGAUCCAAGAAAGUGUUGCGCUUGGUGUUCUGGCAACAAAUCCAACAACUCGCCAUCAUCCGCUCGCUGACAAACAUCUACAACACCGAAGGCGUAAAAGGUCUCUACAGCGGUCUAGACGCCGAAGUCGUCAAGGGCUUCCUCGGACAUGGACUCAGCAUGGUGCUCAAAGAGCGCAUCCACGUUCUCAUCAUCUCUGCCUACUACGCAGUCCUCAAAGCGACAAAGCAGUGGCCCCAUGAUCUUGGAUCCGUGAGCGAACAGGCAAAGAAUGAAUUCGAAAGGGUCAAGAGUGCAGCGGUGGAUAUGGCGGAGAGUGCCGUCGAGGCUGGCAAGGAAGCUGGUCAGCGUGUGCAGAAUGUUGGUGAGACGGUUGUCGAAGGCGUGAAGAAUGCCGUUGAAUCGGGUAGCGGCAACGUUGGGGAGACUGUACAGGACGUUGGCAGCAAUGUUGGCGAGAGAGUGCAAAACAUCAGUGAGACUGUGGUUGAGGGAGUUCAGAAUUCAGUCAGCAACAAGGAAGAGUAA